This is a messenger RNA of Sorex fumeus (smoky shrew), 1937 nucleotides long. RefSeq names its product GTP binding protein 3, mitochondrial (gene GTPBP3). Gene Ontology annotation, molecular function: GTP binding; GTPase activity; protein binding. Gene Ontology annotation, biological process: tRNA wobble uridine modification; tRNA methylation. The record is from RefSeq and is a predicted model, not a curated record. Gene Ontology annotation, cellular component: cytoplasm; mitochondrion. The transcript has 8 exons. Lineage: Eukaryota; Metazoa; Chordata; Mammalia; Eulipotyphla; Soricidae. Bases 52 to 1617 code for a protein of 521 amino acids.
CUGGAAGUGCCCUAAGCAAAGCAGGCGGGCAGGUGGCUGUCUGUGGACCCCAUGUGGCGGGGGCUGUGGACCCUGGUCUCCCGGGCGGCACGUGGGCCUGACAGGCCGUGCGCGCGCCGGGGCAGCGGCGUCCCGGGCCCCGCUGCCGGGGCCACCGUCUUCGCGCUGAGCUCGGGCCAGGGCCGCUGCGGCGUCGCCGUGAUCCGGACCAGCGGCCCCGCCAGCAGCCAGGCUCUCCGCAGCCUCACGGCGCCGCGGGACCUGCCCCCAGCCCGCAGCGCCUGCCUGCGCCUGCUCCGUGACCCGCGCUCCGGGGAGCCGCUGGACCGCGCGCUCGUGCUCUGGUUCCCAGGUCCCCGGAGUUUCACGGGUGAGGACUGCGCCGAGUUCCACGUACACGGAGGCCCGGCCGUGGUGAGUGGCGUCCUCCAGGCCCUGGGCCGCGUGCCCGGGCUUCGGCCGGCAGAGGCGGGCGAAUUCACCAGACGGGCUUUUGCCCACGGGAAGCUGACCCUGACCGAGGUGGAGGGCUUGGCAGAUCUGAUCCACGCAGAAACCGAGGCACAAAGGCGGCAGGCGCUGAGGCAGCUGGAUGGGGAGCUGGGCCACCUCUGCCGCGGCUGGGCUGAGACCCUCACCAAGGCUCUGGCCCAUGUCGAGGCCUAUAUCGACUUUGCUGAGGAUGACAACCUGGAGGAGGGCGUGCUGGAGCGAGGUGAGUUCUCCUCCGGCUGGGAGUUGGGGCCAGCUGGCCUUGUAGGGCCUCCGCCUCACCUGCACCCGUCUGCCCCCACAUCCACAGCUGACAGCCAGGUGCGGGAGCUGGAGGCUGCACUGGGCGCGCAUCUCCAAGACGCCCGACGUGGGCAGAGACUCCGCUCAGGGGCGCAUGUGGUAGUCGCAGGGCCCCCCAACGCUGGCAAGAGCAGCCUGGUGAACCUGCUCAGCCGGAAGCCUGUGUCCAUCGUGUCUCCAGAGCCAGGGACCACGCGUGAUGUGCUGGAGAUCCCUGUCGACUUGGCUGGCUUCCCGGCACUGCUGAGUGACACAGCAGGGCUGCGGGAGGGUGCAGGGCCCGUGGAGCAGGAGGGCGUACGGCGUGCCCGCCAGAGGCUCGAGCAGGCCGAUCUCAUUCUGGCUGUGCUGGACGCUUCUGACCUGGCCUCACCAUCCAGCUGCAGCUUCCUGGACACAGUUGUCAGGCCCGCGGGGGCCCAGAGCCCCAAUGGGAGCAGCCAGCGCCUCCUGCUGAUACUGAACAAGUCGGACCUGCUGGUGCCUGGGCCCCGGCGCCCGGGUGGCGACCUGCCUCCGCACGUGCUGCUGUCCUGCCGCACCGGGGAGGGGCUGGACGGGCUCCUGGAGGCGCUGCGUAAGGAGCUGGCUGCCCUGUGCGGGGACCCGACUGCAGGCCCGCCGCUACUGACCCGUGCCAGGCACCAGCACCACCUUCAGAGUUGCCUCGACGCCCUGGGCCACUACACACAGGCCAAGGACCUGGCACUGGCAGCCGAGGCCCUGCGGGUGGCGCGGGGGCAUCUGGCCUGCCUCACCGGGGGAGGGGGCACCGAGGAGAUCCUGGACAUCAUUUUCAGGGACUUCUGUGUGGGCAAGUGAGGUCAAGGAAGAGAGCUCAGAACCAGGCCCACGGACACUGAGAGCCUCGUGGCCUCUGGAGCCAGCUGAGACCCAGAGGAGUAUAUAUGACUUCAGAGAAACAGAGCUCCAGGUCAGCCACGUCUCAGGACGACCCAGGGAUUCAGGCCCUGAGGGGCAGACUGGAGGGGUCUCUGGCCCUUGCAGGGCAGCAGGAGAGAGGCAAAGUCCUCACUUCCCAGUCUUUAAUUUAUUUUGCACACGCCCAGGGCUUGUGCAAAGCAGCCCCACUGGUUCCUUCCGGAACCUUCUGUGAACCCUGGCGGUCGUGUGGCACCUCU